GUGAGCGGCGGAGCGGUUAGCGGGGCGCCGCGUGCCGCCUGCCGCGCGCGGGGCGAUCGGCUCGCGGGGGCGUCCCGGGGGCGCGCGGCCCGCGGCGGGCGGGAGGCGGCGGCGGCGGCUGAGGAGGGGAAGGCAGCGGGGCCGGGAAGAUGAACCGGAGUUUCAACAAAUCUCAGAGUCUGCGGUAUCUAGAGUGCAGCGCGGUGGAAGUGAAGAGUAAGUUUGGGGCAGAGUUCAGAAGGUUCUCCCUGGAUCGCUACAAGCCAGGAAAGUUUGAAGACUUCUACAAACUAAUUCUUCACAUUCAUCAUAUAGCCAACCUGGAAGUGAUGAUUGGAUAUGCUGACAUGCAUGGAGACCUUCUCCCUAUUAACAAUGAUGACAACUUCUUCAAGGCUGUUUCAAGUGCUCAUCCACUGCUCAGGGUUUUUAUACAAAGACAAGAUGAAGUGGACUACAGUAAUUUUGGGACCAACACACUCUCAAGGAAGAAGAAGGCCCUGGUGACACUCCGCAAUGACAACCUCCGCCGGCGUCCUCACAUAAACAUCAGCAUGCCUCAUGAUUUUAGGCCAGUGUCUUCCAUAAUCGAUGUGGACAUUCUUCCUGAAACACACAGGAGAGUGAGGCUGUAUCGACAUGGGUGUGAGAAACCCUUAGGAUUUUACAUUCGUGACGGCACCAGCGUAAGGGUUACUCCUCAUGGACUAGAGAAAGUACCUGGUAUCUUCAUCUCUCGUAUGGUUCCUGGAGGCUUAGCAGAGAGCACAGGCUUGCUGGCUGUGAACGAUGAAGUUCUGGAAGUUAAUGGCAUUGAAGUAGCAGGAAAGACUCUCGACCAAGUCACAGACAUGAUGAUUGCCAACAGCCAUAACCUUAUUAUCACGGUCAAGCCAGCAAACCAGAGGAACAAUAUUAUUCGAAGCAGUAGGAUGUCUGGUAGCUCUGGCCAGUCGACAGACAGCACUGCUAGUCACCAUAGCUUGCCUACUUCUCAUGUGCUGCAGAACUUCCACCCUGAUGAAAUGGAGAGUGACGAAGAGGCUGACAUUGUCAUCGAGGGCGGUCUGGAGCCACAGCACAUUCCUAAACUGCACAGCCUUACUUCCAGUAGCCUCUCUCGAAUCAAUGGCAGCAGCCUCAGCCACAGACUGCAAAGGGACCUGGUGCUCAACAACAACUCUGGCCGAGAAAGCAAUGGCAACAUCCACAAAUUGCUCAGUUCCUUAAAAACUGAUCCCCGACACAGUCUGGUUAUCCCCAGAGGAGGUAUUGAGGAGGAUGGGACAGUCAUUACACUUUAGUAGUGAUUCCUGCAACUGUCCUUUCAGUCUUAAGUGCCAAUUGGGACGAUUGACUCUUGCAACAUGUUAUGCACAGAACAGAGAGCUGAUAUUCUCAUAGACCUCACGGGUGCAGAAAAUCCUGGCUUUCUAGGAAACAUGGCAUCUGCAGCUAAGACAUAAAACUGUCAUGCACUGCAGAAUUUGUCAGGAGAAAGCCAGAGUGUACAACCUGGCUUAUGUCCCAGCCCUAAAGUGAGAAUACAGAUUUGUUUUAGUUGGUAUAAAUCUAAGCAGUCUUAUAGGCUACCAAUGGCAGUGCUUCAUACUCGGGUUUGAAUGCAUGGGUGGAUGUAUUUAUACAUGCACGUAUAUGAAUUAGGUUUUAAUAGUAACAGACACGUCUAUUUCAAGUGGAAUCUGGCUUUCUUCUAAUACCAGUUUGAAGAGCGUGCGGCUUAAUAGCCAUCUGAUCUUCUGCUCUUAUAUACAGAACUUCCACUAACUUGUUUACACCAUAUUUGCAACCUUAUGUCUAAUUCAGACAAGCUCUAUAAAUGUAGCGGUUUCCUACUCCGGUGGUAACAACGUCACGGAGAUGCUGCCAAUACAUAUUCUAAAUUGUGUGUCUAUCUAUUUUGAAAGCCCAAGGCGGUGCUGUUUGAGGCUGUUGCUGUUAUUGCUGUGAGGUGAGCACCACCUCCUGGUCAGACAGGGCAGCCUGCAGCAAGGAACAGAAAACGACAAUAAGGGCUUAAAACUGCGUUCAGCACCGUUACGUGUAAAUGUAUUCUUUUUCAAUAUUUAUUAGAUUAUACCUCUCUUUCAAAUUGUCUUUUCCUAUCAUCUCUGGGGUUUGUUUUUUUGUUUGUUUUUUGUUUUGAUUAGUUGUUUGUUUUGUUUUUUCAAUAUCAUGGAUCAUGUGAAUUUUAGGAAUGCAAGCAGGAAGGCAACCAAAGUGGAAGAGGGUUCUAGGACUGUCCCCUUCACCUCAUAGCUGACACAAGUCCAUGCUGUACCUUUGGGGCAACCUAAAUCUGCAAGGUCUUCCCUCACAAAAGAUCGGCUGAUUCCUGUACAGAGGAGGGAUGCUGACUGUCAAACCUAACUUAGAAUAGUUCUGUUAUUUUUGGACUCUUCUAGUAAUAAAGCUUAAUGUCUACACAGGAUUUCUAGAAACUUUAAAGUAAACUGGAUGUUUGCCAUGGUCAGACGUCUCUACUGGAUGCUGGCUAGUGGGUAACCAGUGACUGAGUCGAUAACUGUCUGUAACUGUCUGCUUCUGAAAAUGCCAUGAAUAUACGAAAGCAGUCUAAUCUAAAGUAUUUUGUUACAUCUGGAUCAGUGUAAGGAACAAAAUAUAAAUGUUUUACAAUGUAUUUUUCUACUUUUAGCUUGUGUCAUUUUCUUUUUGUUUUUAACUUUGUAGUACAUUAAAGAUUUUUUUUAUAUGGUGGAAUAGACAUUUCUUAAAUAUAUUGUAUGGAUAUGAAAAUUCAGAAGUCUUGGUUUGGAAAAUUUACAUUCCAUUUUGGAAUCUGUAAUGGCUGGACAAAGGAUGCCUGGACUAAUUCAUUGUCACUAAUUUAGAAUACCUGUGGAACAACCAGUCUUCUGCUCAUUGUUAAAUAUAUUUGGGACAUUGAACUUAGUUUAUUUCUUUUAGAUUUGCUUUUAAAGUUUUAUUUUAAAAUUCUUUCACUUUAAUUAAACCUCUUCUAGGUAUCACAGCAGUUAGAGCUGUACUUACUUUUCUCAGCACAGUAAGAAUAGAACAUUGAUCUUGUUCAUCUUAAAACUGUGUUUGUACUUUGCCAAAGGUUUUCUUUUUUAAAAAAAUAUAAUACUGGUGCAGUAAAAAAAUUAAGAGCUGGAGGUGCUUCGGGCAAUCAGACCAUCUUAUCAGGAAAACUCUGUUACACCUUAAAUAAGACUACUUUUAUGAACAAUUGAUUUGUCUGUCUGAAGUUACUCACUUUACCAUAUUUAACUGAUGAAAAUGUGACCUGUCUGCAAUAAAAAGUGCACUGUCUUA
Molecule: messenger RNA, 3318 nt
Organism: Columba livia (rock pigeon)
Lineage: Eukaryota; Metazoa; Chordata; Aves; Columbiformes; Columbidae
Gene: PARD6G
Product: par-6 family cell polarity regulator gamma
Exons: 3
Coding region: 150-1304 (384 amino acids)
Biological process (GO): establishment or maintenance of cell polarity; centrosome cycle; regulation of cellular localization
Cellular component (GO): cell cortex; nucleus; apical plasma membrane
Molecular function (GO): protein binding
Source: RefSeq, a predicted model, not a curated record